UGAACCACGUCGCGCGUCGCCGCUGCUUACCUGGCAAAGUUCACUCACACACAAGUACACACAACUUGUCGCGACUGCGGUUGCCGUUCUCGACCGCUUACUUAUUCAUUUUACUUAUAUAAAAAUCUUAAACACAGUAACAAUGAGAUUCUGAUUAUUAAUAUUAGGAAAAAUCGUUUUCAAUUAAGAUAUAUUUCGAACUGCAUGCGGCCUAUCUAUAGUGUGACAGUGCAGUCUUUAUGAAAUAAACAAACUAUGCCGUAUAUUAUGGUGAUGGGAAGCCUUAGCGCGCCGCAUUUAUCUAAGGACGAAGGUGCAACUGUUUACGGGCUGAAAAGUGAAGAAAGAUCUACGCUUGUGAGGGAAAUGAAUUCAUCUUUUGGUAUGGUAGUUGCAACGUCAUCGGACCAAGAACGGACUGUUCGUGUGACACAGAAGGGUCUAACACUGAUGCUCGUCAACAGGAUCCACGGUUUACUGGGCUACGACGUAGUAUCGCACGCCAUGGCUAUGACCAACGCGAACCGGGAACUGGUCUCAUUCACCAUGUACAAGAAGUCAAGUGCAAAUUCUCACGGUCAGUCACACGGUCAGACGCACAGUCAGUCACACGGUCAGACGCACAGUCACGGUCAUACCAGCUCUCAUAAAAGUCAUACACACAGCAGCGUGGUUACGCUUUGACGAUUUACUUCGUGUCGACGUGCCUCCAUCACGUGAUAACGUUUUUACUAUAUAAUCUUUAUUGAAAUUAGUGGUUGUUAAAUUACGAUGCAAAAAAUUGUAAUUUAACGGUUAUAUAAAUAACAUUUAUGAUUGUGUAUAAAU
Messenger RNA from Melitaea cinxia (Glanville fritillary), 828 nucleotides. RefSeq lists its product as uncharacterized. Lineage: Eukaryota; Metazoa; Arthropoda; Insecta; Lepidoptera; Nymphalidae. The record is from RefSeq and is a predicted model, not a curated record. Bases 256 to 684 code for a protein of 142 amino acids. The transcript is spliced from 2 exons.